Peniophora sp. CBMAI 1063 is the source of this 1695-nucleotide messenger RNA. Lineage: Eukaryota; Fungi; Basidiomycota; Agaricomycetes; Russulales; Peniophoraceae. The record is from the annotation of a GenBank genome assembly.
AUGGCGAUCAAGUCUGUUGCGUUCGCUUUGCUCCUGUCGCGAUUAUGCUUGGCUGCUGGACCGUUCCUUCAAACGCUGAACGGCAGUUGGGUCAUCGGCAAUGACCUUUGGAAUGUUACGCAGGGCACCGUAUACGGCAAGCCGGCCUACUACAAAGGACAAGACAUUGUCGGCGAGGCCGUAGGGCAUUAUACUGGCUACAACGGUGAAACCAACCUCAACUUCCAAUCGGCCGACAUUGUAGCGCAGGGCGACGACUACAUCGACGUCAGUUUCAGCGCUUCUGAAGGCGAUCUACACUGGGUCAUCUUUGCAAACCUGUCUGGCGCGUACCAGUACUUCGUGAACCGCGAUCUUCCCGUUCUCGGCGUCUAUCGGACGCUUUGGCGCCUCGAUAACGAGACCUUCCCGAACGGUCGCACCAACAUCAAGGACGAACCUCUCCCUCCCUUCUCCCUCUACGGCAAUGCCACGAAGGUCGAGGACGAGACUUGGCAGCUCGCCAAUGGUACAUACAUUACCAAAUACGAUUGGAGCGACUUCAUCCGCGGCAUCGACUUCUACGGUGUAUACGGUGAUGGCUUCGGAAGCUGGUAUAUCAGACCAGGGACGGACUACUUCAAUGGCGACCAUCUGAAGCAGGAACUCAUCGUCCAUCGUGAAUCUGCAACAGGAGACGCCGUGCAGCUCAACGUCGUACACGGUACGCACUUCCAGGCCGCAUCGGCCGACGAGUUCCCUGUCGGCAAGAUCUUCGGUCCCUGGCUUUGGUACUUGAACGACGGCUCCAAGGAGGACGCUGCUACUCGUGGGAAGCAAGAGUUUGCUGCGUGGCCCUACUCCUGGCUUAAUGAUACCGGCUACCAGUCGCGCGCAGGCAUAGUGUCGGGCAAGCUUGUCCUUUCAGAUGGUCGCCCUGCCGCCGGCGCAGCGGUCUUCCUGGGCGAAAACAACUCAAAUAAGACCACCCUCGACCAGGGCUCGUUCUACAACUACGCUGUGUACGCCGACGACGAAGGCGUCUUCAACUUCACCGACGUUCGUGCCGCGACAUAUGGCCUGUAUGCGUGGUCCAAUGGCGGUGAUGUGCUUGGGAAUGUCACGACUACGUUCGUCGUCAACGAUGUAGUGAUCGCCGCCGAGCCGACGGUCGCGCUCGAAAACUUGGGCGCCUGGGAGGUGCCGACGGGCCGCGAUCAAAUCUUCCAGAUUGGCGCUGUGGAUCGCAAGGCGCUCGGCUUCGCUCUCGGCGGGCAUCCUUACCAGCAUGCGCUGGUCGACCAGGUCCCCGCGAAUCUCACCUUCACCGUCGGCCAGUCUGAUCCCGCCACUGAUUGGUACUUCGCACAAUCCGCGAUCGGGAGCUGGGAUGUCGAGUUUGAGCUCGCCGGCGAUGCGGUUGCGCUGAAUAGGUCCGCCAUCUUGACCGUCGCUCUCGCGGGCUUCAGCCGGGGGAGCAGUGCGGGAAUCUACGUCAACGGAGCAACGAGGGUGGGCAACUUGACCACUGACGAUGUUCCGACGGACCCGAGUCUCUACAGGAGCGCUACAGUGGCAGGGGAGUGGCAUGUGUAUGAGUUCGGUGUUGACGCAGGCGUGCUGCAAGAAGGCAACAACACGGUGAGCUUCGUGGGAGAGAGGUACACGCAGUGGCGAGGAUGGUUGUGGGAUAGCAUCAUCUUGGAAUGGGCAUGA